AAGCAAUGUCUGGACGCGGCAAAGGCGGGAAGGGGCUCGGCAAAGGCGGCGCCAAGCGCCACCGCAAGGUGCUGCGCGACAACAUCCAGGGCAUCACCAAGCCCGCCAUCCGGCGCCUGGCUCGCCGCGGCGGCGUCAAGCGCAUCUCCGGCCUCAUCUACGAGGAGACCCGCGGGGUGCUCAAGGUCUUCCUGGAGAACGUGAUCCGGGACGCCGUCACCUACACGGAGCACGCCAAGCGCAAGACGGUCACGGCCAUGGACGUGGUCUACGCGCUCAAGCGCCAGGGCCGCACCCUCUACGGCUUCGGCGGCUGAGUCACUGAAGUCAAUAUUACCACCGGACUGUUCCGCUGUUUGUCCGCUAUGAAAAGAUCAACCACAGUCCGUGGUCGAAGGGGAGCAGGUUCCUGUGACGCGGAACCCUGAAAGUGCCGCGGACCUACUUCAUACAGUGGGUUCAGUAAAUAUGGGAAUUACGAGUGCGAGGGUGCAGCUAGCCGCUCCAAGGAAGCCAGAUCGAUCAAAAUUCUACAUUUCCGGUAAAACUGUGAGUGUUAAUUCUCUUGGGAGACGUCACAAAGGAACGACACACUUUGGGUUCACCUGACCCCCUUCCCGCAGGCUUCGGGCUGAGUGUCAUCGCUUCCCCUCCCCUAACCGGACUAGCUUGGGUUUAAAUGUAACUAAUCUGGGCCUUGCUUAUGUCCAUUCUCAGGCCAGGCCCCUCCUUAAACCUGAGACUAAGCAGGUUUCUAGGUGACAUGGACUUGAGCCAGCCAUUUUCAACCUGUGUCACAAGAAUUUUUAAGGGGCUAGGGGAUCCCGCGGCCCGGAUGCGUGCUCUGCGCAUGCUCGCGAGAUGCCGGUGUUAGCAGCCUCAGCGUCUGCAGCAGCGGCGGCAGCGAGGCCGAGGAAGGCAGCUGUGCGCGGGGCUAAAGCCUAGACGGGACCUUGGAGGGACAGCGCUGCUGCUGCAAGAUGGUGGUUGUGGGGCGU
Molecule: messenger RNA, 998 nt
Organism: Phyllostomus hastatus (greater spear-nosed bat)
Lineage: Eukaryota; Metazoa; Chordata; Mammalia; Chiroptera; Phyllostomidae
Product: histone H4
Exons: 2
Coding region: 6-317 (103 amino acids)
Biological process (GO): nucleosome assembly
Cellular component (GO): nucleosome
Molecular function (GO): protein heterodimerization activity; DNA binding; structural constituent of chromatin
Source: RefSeq, a predicted model, not a curated record